Jatropha curcas is the source of this 1014-nucleotide messenger RNA. RefSeq lists its product as uncharacterized. Lineage: Eukaryota; Viridiplantae; Streptophyta; Magnoliopsida; Malpighiales; Euphorbiaceae. The record is from RefSeq and is a predicted model, not a curated record.
ACAAAAUAACAAAAUAAAUAAAAAUAAAAACUACUAGAAAGGAGAAGAAAUAGGGAGGGAGAGGGGGGUAAGCAAGGAAUCCAGCUUUUGCAAAUCGAACAUUAAUCCUUCCCAUCUGUUCAUCUUUUGUCAGUUGACUGUUUGAAUCGUAUGUAGCUCUUCAAAAUCUCAAUUGCUAAUGUCUUUCUGAGCUCAAUAAGGAAUAGAGAGACCGAAAUUGGGUUAGAGAUGAUAACGCGAUCGAAUCUGGCUGAGCAGUUGAGAGAGUAUCAAACUCGAUCCAAGCAUGACUGGGCAUCUGUCUCCUUCUUCUCGUCCACCACCAAUCUAACUUCUUCGAGGGUAGAUGUUGUGGUAUUUGUAAUAUGGGAACUUGUAAUUCUUGCCUUUCUGGUAUUUUCAGCAGUUUCUUUAUAUUUUCGGCAUAUGCGACUAGCUUUUAUCUUAGUAUGCUUCACAAUGCUAUUGCUUUUAUGCAUGAGAAUUACAAAGCAUGUGAGACUGGCCCGGAAAAAGAAACGAAGAAUGCUUCUACCUUUAUCCAUGUAACACUAAGUGAUGGACCUUCUGAAGUAAUUCAACAUUGUUUUGUAUACUGUGAGAAUUGUUGACCAUUGCGGUGGAGCCAUUCUGUCUUGUUUAUUGGAAUAUGUAAUCACACUAAGAUCAAGUUGAUUAAGGAAUAUGACUUGAGGUGAUCGCUUUUACAAAUGCUGAUUGAAGCAAAGAGUUCUAAACAUCCAAGAAUCAAAGCUGAGAUACCUUCAUUCAAUGGGGUAAUGGUCAUUGCACUUGGGUAUUAGUAGGUGCAAUGCUAAAGGCAUAGUUCCUUUCUUGCUGCAUGUUUGUAGCAUGUAUUUGGCUUCAAUUACGAGCCAUGUCCAUACUUGAUUACAUUUUGAAGAGCAAAUGAUAAGUUGAAUGGUUUUUAGAUGAUGUAAUAUGUAACAGUCUUCAGUUUUAUUGACGUGCAUUGCUAUUGCUAAGGUAUAGAAUUAAAGGGAAGUUGGUUUU